Molecule: messenger RNA, 3135 nt
Organism: Marchantia polymorpha subsp. ruderalis
Lineage: Eukaryota; Viridiplantae; Streptophyta; Marchantiopsida; Marchantiales; Marchantiaceae
Source: the annotation of a GenBank genome assembly
GUCGGGGUCCUUAGGCUAUGGGGGACUCCCUCCCUCGCUCCCCCCCCCCCCCCCCUCGCUCGCUCCCGUCUGCAAGCUGCCGCUGCUGCCUGCCAUCGCUCUGGCUCGCGGCAUUCGUCGACGUUCGAGCUCUCUUUCUGUCUCGUCGGGGACGGAAGGGAAGGGAAGCGAAGCGGAGGAGGAGGAGGAAGGCAGGGCAGAGGACCACGAGAGGAGAGCGCGAGCGAACGAGGAAGGGAAGUGCGUGAGCGAGGGAUGGAUCGCGGUGCGGAUCGUAGAGGGGAAGUAGAUCAGUGAUAGAGAGAAAAAUUGGAGGUGAGCGGAGCGGGUUCGAGGAGCAGCAACAGCAGCAGCAGCAGCAGCGAUGUUGAAGUUUUUGAAGGGGGUUGUGGGAUCGGGAGGUGGAAUCAAGGAUCUGCCCUACAAUAUCGGAGAGCCUUACUCCACUGCAUGGGGCUCCUGGACUCACUACCGCGGCACUUCCAAGGACGACAAUGCACCAGUAUCAAUAUUUUCUCUUGUUGGGACCAGUCCACAGGAUGGACGGCUUGCUGCAGCGCGAAAUGGUGCUAAAAGGCUUCGCACUGUUCGGCACCCCAAUAUUUUAUCUUACCUUCACAGUACAGAAGCCGAAGCUAUGGAGGGGGGUGUUGCGAAGCCAACCAUAUAUGUUGUCACAGAACCCGUUAUGCCCCUAGCGGAGAAAAUCAAGGAGCUCAACUUGAAAGGAACACAACGAGAUGAAUUUUAUGCGUGGGGUCUUCAUCAAAUUACAAAAGCAGUCAGUUUUCUUAAUAAUGACUGCAAGCUGGUCCAUGGGAAUGUGUGUGUGGAUGCUGUGGUUGUUACUCCAACCCUCGAUUGGAAGCUGCAUGCAUUUGAUGUCUUGUCUGAGUUUGAUGGAGGCAACCCAGCAGCUUCGGGCCCUAUGUUGCAAUACGAAUUUUUGGUCAGUCCCCAGUACAAAUCCCAGGAACUUGCAAAAACCGACUGGUCUACCAUUAGAAAAUCUUCACCUUGGGCAACUGACUCAUGGGGUCUUGGUUGCUUGAUAUAUGAACUCUUUCUUGGGUCGAAGCUGACAAAGACAGAGGACCUUCGCAACACCGCAUCCAUCCCUAAGACUUUACUUCCAGAUUAUCAAAGACUGUUAGGGUCUAUUCCGUCACGGAGGAUGAACCCCUCAAAGCUGGUAGAAAACAGUGAGUUUUUCCAAAAUAAGCUGGUGGAAACUAUCCAGUUCAUGGAAGUUCUUAAUCUCAAAGAUAGUGUGGAGAAAGACUCUUUCUUCAGGAAACUUUCCACUCUGGUUGAACAACUACCACGAGAGAUUGUCUUGAAGAAGUUGUUGCCUCUUCUCGCGUCUGCACUAGAAUUUGGUUCUGCAGCUGCGCCAGCUUUGAAUCCCUUGCUAAAGAUGGGAUCCUGGCUUGGUCAGGAUGAUUUCAAUAACAAGGUGUUACCAACUGUCAUCAGACUUUUUGCCUCCAGUGACAGGGCCAUUAGGGUUGGUUUAUUACAACAUAUAGAGAGUUUUGGAAAUGGUCUGUCGACCCAGGUUGUUGACGAGCAGGUUUUCCCACAUGUUGCCACUGGCUUCUCAGAUUCUUCAGCGUUUCUACGUGAGCUCACUCUCAAAUCAAUGUUGACGCUUGCUCCGAAGCUGUCUCAGCGAACGAUUACUGGAUCUCUUCUGAAGUAUCUCUCGAAACUUCAGGUUGAUGAAGAGCCCGCCAUCCGAACAAAUACCACCAUUUUACUGGGCAAUAUUGCUGGCCAUCUCAACGAUGCAACAAGGAAGCGAGUGCUGAUUAAUGCAUUUACGGUGCGUGCCCUGCGUGAUGGAUUCGCUCCUGCGAGAGGAGCAGGAAUCAUGGCACUCACUGCAACUAUGGAAUUUUACGACGCAACAGAAAUAGCAACACGUAUACUACCCCACCUCGUCAUAUUGACAGUUGAUGGUGACAGUGAUGUGAGGACAAAAGCCUUUCAGGCAACAGAAUCUUUCUUGCAAAGUAUCAAGCUCCAAGUUGAUAAGAUGCAUACAGGAGGAGAUAGCAUGACUAAUCUAGCGUCCGCUGCUGGAUUAAGUGCUAAUUCUGGACUUUUAGGAUGGGCAGUAAGCUCCCUAACGACAACCAAAGCAAAAACAGAAAUUGGCACUCCUGCCACUACUCAACCUCUGGAAACCACCUCAACGGCCAAGAUCUCAAGUAACUCUGCAACAUCAGUCUCCGAGAGACCUCCACCACCUCCAGUCUCUGUGUACACUUCGUCCUACCAACCCGAAGCUCCGGCCGUUGCAUCUCCUACGUCAGAUGGAUGGGGGGACAUCAGAGAGAACGGGAACGGGAACGGUGAUGAUGACGACGCCGACGGUUGGGGAGACAUGGGAUUAUUGGAGGAACCCUCGCUAGCAAGAAUACAAGCAGCGCAGCAGAGACCGGUGGCUGCGCCGAAACCGCAGAUGUCCACCACCAACACAUAUACUGUAAAAUCAAGUGUGGAUACCACACGAACGAGUGUCUCUAGCAAGAGUUAUGCCGAAACUCGAAAAGCGGAUGACGACGACGAUCCGUGGGCUGCCAUCGCCGCCCCUGCUCCUUCGAGCACCGCGAGACCUCUGAGCUCGGCUUCGAGCGCGUCGGGUGGGAGGGGCUCGUCUGCUCCACGGGUAAGACCGGCCGGCCAACAUGUGUCGUUAGGCCAACAUGUAUCUUUAGAAAAAGCUCUGGGAGGAGGAUCGGAGGCGAGCAGUGCUGGGCGUGGUAGAGGUAGGGGUAGAUCGGCACCCAUGAAAUUGGGGGCUCAACGCGUAACUCGGCCUUCCGAGAACUUGUAAAAGCAGUAGAUAUAUUCUCUGUAUUAGUCUUAGUAUAGGCAUUUGAUUCUGCCCGCCUCCAAAUAAAGGUUGAGCAAUUUUUAUUACGAACCUACCCAAUCCCUCUUACGGCCGUGAUGUAGAAAGCAACCAGUCUGGUACCUUUUGUCAUCUAUCAAGCGACGCGCUGCGGAUGAAGAAGCCGGGCCGGUGUCGUCGACGUAAUCCAUAGAUUGAUUCCACGAAACGUCAAACCAUUCGAAUCGUAGUAACAUUCUCCAAAUUCAAGGAAGCUUAAUGCUGCUGGCUAGUUU